UGACGAACAAUGUACGAUCAGUUUGACAUUGAGAAUAACCAAACCUUUUUACAGCUUUCGUAAAGCGAUCAAACCAAGCAGUCUCAGGGUACUGCUUGAGACCAUACAAAGAUUUUAUCAAUUUGCAGACUCUGUUGAUAUUGGCUUGAGUCUCCAAUCUAGGAGGAAUUUUCAUAUACACCUCUUCUUCUAAAUCACCAUUGAGAAAGACAUUCUUUAUGUCCAGUUGAUGAAGACACCAGUCAUGGUGAGCAGCCAAAGAUAAUCAAUACCAUAGGAUUGUGUGAAACCCUUGGCAGCAACUAAUCGAGCUUUGUAUAUUUAACCGUAAAAAUCCAUUUACAGCCAACUGGAUUUUUGCCUUUUGGUAAUUCAGUGAGUUUCCAUGUAUCGUUCUUUUCUAGGGCCCUAACUUCUUCCAUGAUAGCGGUCUUCCAUUCAGGUACUUGAAGUGCUUCUUGGUUAUUAUUAGGAAUCUGAAUCUCAUCAAGCUCGGUAACAAAUGCACGAUAAUUUGGUGACAAGCCUUUAUAGGAAAAAAAAUUGUUAAUAGGGUGUGUCGUACAAGAUCUUGCCCCUUUCCUACGUGCAAUAGGUAAAUCAAGAUCAGACAUGGUUCAACAUCAUGGCUUUGCUCAACAUGUGUUUGAGACUAUAUCUUCUUGAGGUCUCUUCUUUCUCCUUGAGUAGACAUUCUUCACAGUUUGAGAUGGAAUGGAAUCAAAGUUGGAAUCACUUGUCUGCGUUUCAUGGCUGGGAUCAACAUGGUUAGGCUCAAUUUCAAUGGGUAAGGAUGGUGUAGAUGUAGGCUCAAUGGGUAAGGAUGGUGCAGAUAUAGGCUUAGUUUUGACUGGAAGAGGGAUGGAAGUUGAGGAUAUGGGUCCAGUAGGAGAGGAUAUAGGCUCUGUUUCAGAUAUAGGCUCAGUUUCGACUGGAAGAGGGGUGGAAGUUGAGGAUAUGGGUCCAAUAGGAGAGGAUGAAGAGGAUAUAGGCUCUGUUUCAGCGGAAGAGAAUAACACUUGUAUCCUUUUUGAUUUGAAGAAUACCCUAAGAAUAAACAUUUGAUUGCCCUUGGAUCAAGUUUAUUUUAGUUUGGUUGUUUAUUAUGGACAAAAGCAGUACAACCAAAUAGCUUGGGUGGGAGAAUGGAGAGAAGACGAGUAUUAGACUAUAAUUUUCUGUUUCUAUUUUUUUCCCUUUCUUUUCUGUCCUUUUAUUCUCUGCAUGCUUAACAAAUUUUUCUGUCUGAUUGUGCUGUUUUAGGAAGAUGAUGAACAGACAAUUGAGGAAGAUGAGGCUCUUAUAACUAAAGAAGAAAGGCAGGAGGAGCUGGUCGCUUUGCAAAAUGAAA
Humulus lupulus (European hop) is the source of this 1351-nucleotide messenger RNA. RefSeq lists its product as uncharacterized. NCBI's taxonomy places the organism in Eukaryota, Viridiplantae, Streptophyta, Magnoliopsida, Rosales, Cannabaceae. The record is from RefSeq and is a predicted model, not a curated record. Bases 715 to 1065 code for a protein of 116 amino acids. The transcript is spliced from 2 exons.